AUGACUGUCAGUGAAACAGUACCAAAUGUAUUUCGUCAAUUGGAAACAAUUUUGCUUGAUGGAAAUUAUUAUGAUGAGAAGCUAUAUGAUUUAUUGAAGAUUGUUCAUGAUCAAUUACAAGAGAUCGAAAAAAAAUCAAAUUCGAUGUCGAUUGAUGAAAAACAACAAUUUCUUUUCAUGUUUCAAUCAUUUGAAGUAAAUUUAUUACGUCAAUUUUUUAUUCAAUUCUCGUCGAAAAUAUCUUCAUCAUUUGUUUCUACUCUUUUGGAUAUUAUUCGUCUUCAAUUGAUUAUUGAUAUGGAAACAAAUUCGUUGAUGAGUGAUUGUUAUUUUAAAAUUUCACUUAUUUGGUUAACAACUGAUUCAACAAUUAAUUAUCUCACUGAAAAAAAAUUUUCAAUAUCAAAUGAAUCUAGUAUCGAUGAACAACUUUUUAAUUUAUUCUGUUAUAUUGGUUCACGAGCUGUUUAUUAUAAAACAAGUGGUUCUUCAUCAAUGUGUGUUUCACGAAAAACGACGCCAACAUUUUUUGAAUUGACCAAUACUACUGAUCGUCUUCUUCGAGCAUUUAUAAUCUAUUUGAAUAGUUAUUUUUUAGAUGAUCGUCAACAUUCAGAAAGUGAUAUUUUGAUCUUGAAAUGGUUACUUAACAUGGCAGAUAUUUAUGGAUUUAUUCCGUAUUUUGUUAAAACAGGUUAUCCUGAAGCUAUACUCGAAUAG
Molecule: messenger RNA, 720 nt
Organism: Rotaria sordida
Lineage: Eukaryota; Metazoa; Rotifera; Eurotatoria; Philodinida; Philodinidae
Source: the annotation of a GenBank genome assembly